Molecule: messenger RNA, 1541 nt
Organism: Acaulospora colombiana
Lineage: Eukaryota; Fungi; Glomeromycota; Glomeromycetes; Diversisporales; Acaulosporaceae
Source: the annotation of a GenBank genome assembly
CCUAAAACCUAUCGCUCCGGUUCCGAGCGCCAAUGAUUUCCUUGAUAUCGUUCUUUCCAAGACUCAACGCAAGACGCCAACGGUAAGCCACUGUCAAUGGCAAUGCCUGAAAAAGGUUCCUGGAGCGCUCAUAAAGAACCCCUUCAACAGGAGCGAUAUUAAGCGAUUUCCCUAUUCUCGACGUAUGGUCAUGCCUUAUAUCGUUUCAAAUUCCGCUAUUUUAACACUUCGUCAGAACCUCCAUCCUUUCCUUUCGUCGCUACUAAAUGUUCUGUACGACAAAAACCAUUACAAACUCGCCUUGGGACAACUGAAUACAGCGCGACACUUGAUAGAUCAAAUCGCAAAGGAUUAUGUACGCCUCUUGAAGUUUGGUGACAGUCUAUACAGAUGUAAGCAGCUCAAAAAGGCUGCCCUUGGUCGCAGAAUGGCCACUGUAAUGAAGCGUCAAAAGGAUCCACUGGCCUAUUUGGAACAAGUUCGACAGCAUAUCUCCCGUUUACCGACCAUUGAUCCCAACACUCGUACCCUAUUGGUUUGCGGCUAUCCAAACGUAGGAAAGUCGUCGUUUGUCAACAAAGUCACUAGAGCAGAUGUGGAUGUUCAACCCUAUGCCUUCACCACCAAAUCCUUAUUCGUUGGACACCUGGAUUAUAAGUACUUGCGAUGGCAGGUCAUUGAUACCCCGGGUGUAUUGGACCACCCAUUAGAGGAAAUGAACACCAUAGAGAUGCAAAGUAUCACAGCUCUGGCACACUUGAGAUGCGCUUGCAAGCUAUUCCACUCGAUCAAGCCACUCUUUGCCAACAAGCCGACACUUCUUGUCAUCAACAAGAUCGAUGUCAUGAGACUUGAGCAACUACCAGCCGAAUCAAGAGCCUUGGUUGACCAAAUUAUCAAUGGUGAUAAUAUCAAGGUUGUGCAAGCCUCCUGCCACACAGAAGAAGGUGUGAUGAACGUCCGAAAUACUGCUUGCGAGGCACUCCUUGCUCAACGGGUGGAGGCUAAACUGAAAGGAAACAAGCUAAAUCAAGUGGCUAACAGGAUUCAUGUCGCCAUGCCAAAACCAAGGGACGAUAUCAAGAGAGAGCCUUUCAUUCCUGAGGCCGUCCUCAACCGGCGCAAGUAUGAUCCCAAUGACCCCUUACGACCAAAGCUGGAAAAGGACAUUGAGGCAGAGGAAGGUGGUCCAGAAAACUGGAUAUUAUCUGAUCCCAGCUGGAAAGAAGAUGCCAUCCCGGAGAUCAUGGAUGGCAAGAAUGUCGCCGACUUUAUUGACCCUGACAUCGCCGCCAAAUUGGAGGCACUGGAACGUGAGGAAGAAAAGCUGGAAGCUGAAGGGUUUUAUGACAGCGACAAUAGCAUGACCGACUCAGAGGAUGAGCGAGAGGCGGAAGAAAUGCGAGUUGCGCGCGCCCACAAGAUGGUGUCUCAGCAAAAGAAAAAGUUGAAGAACCGACCCAUCUUACCACGUACGGUGGGACUGGUCACUCUCAGUGAAAUGACGGAAAAGUUAACCAAGGCGGGAAUUGACCCAAGUC